This is a messenger RNA of Drosophila navojoa, 4772 nucleotides long. RefSeq lists its product as uncharacterized. NCBI's taxonomy places the organism in Eukaryota, Metazoa, Arthropoda, Insecta, Diptera, Drosophilidae. Gene Ontology annotation, cellular component: nucleolus; nucleoplasm. The record is from RefSeq and is a predicted model, not a curated record.
UGCAUACUUUGUGGCAGUGCGAAAAAAACAAAAAACAUAACGUGUGACAAGUGCCACAAAUUGUGGCAGCAACGAUAACAAUUUCAACAGCCGAGGAAACUUUUUUCAAGGACCUUCAAAACUUGCCGUACUUGCCCGUGGGUGUACAACUGUAUAUGUGUGUAUCUGUGUGUGAGAGAGAGAGAGAGAGCGAGCGAGAGCGACUGUGACUGUGUGUGUAGCUGUCACUGUAGUUGUGUACCUGCCUCAAGUGCAAUUAUAAAUGGCGUAAUUUGGUGCGCGGCCGUGUGAUGAACAUUGAUUUGAGCGCAGCGCAGUUGAUAGCUGAAGUUGCAAGAUUCGCUUGGGUCUCCGUGGCACACAUCAAAACGGCGAACGUUCGGUAUUCAAGUAGCGCCAAACCGCAGCAGGAGAGACUCGCGGCAUCAGCGAGUGCCGCGGCAGCCGACGUGCAACAUGGAUGAAUGCGACAACCUCGUCGUCGUCACAUUAGCCGCACACGAGGAGCCAGCAGCCGAGCCAACAGCGCAGCAACAGCUCAAGAAUUUGCACAAAGAGCACUUUGACAUCGAUGACAACGCACUAGCAGCGACAGAGACAGAGGCAGAGCAGCAGCAGCAGAGAGAUAAUUCGAGCAGAGCCACAGCAGAGGAGGACGCAGCAGUUGACGCGGAAGUCGAGGCAGUCAUCAUGGGCCAAACGGAGAGCAAGAAGCACGGGGGCAAGGCUGGCCGGCGCCACAAUGGCAACGGCGUUGGCCAACUGGAGCUGGGCGAGCAGCCGCCAGUGCCGCACACCAAAGGCACCGCCAUGUCCUUUGGCUUUCGCAAGAAGCUCAAUGGUACGCCCAAAAAGUUCAAGAAACUGCUCGAGGGCAGCAGCGGCAACAGCGGCAACAGCGGCAACAGCGGGGGCGGGGAGACGCCACAGACAGACACAAAGGACGACAAUGGCAAUGCAGCGCCUGUUCACUUUGAGAAAGUGGGCGUGGCGGCCCAAAAGACAAACGCGUCCAAUCGCACAGGUGCGGCUGGCAAACGGUUUGGCUAUCGCGGCGCCGUGCCACGCCCCGCCUCUGCCAGCCUCACGGCGACAACAAACACAGCCAGCGGCAGCGAGGACACCGACGAGGCAACAGCGAAUGCCCAGAACAACAACUGCAACAACAGCAACAACAACAGCAAUGGCAACAACAACGGCAAUGGCAACAACAACGGCAACGUUCUCGUGAGCAAUCUGAAACGUCGCUCCAAGAGCGCACACGCGGGCCGCUCAAUCGAUGGGGAGCCGAAAAUAGCGCAGCCAAAGACGCUGACGUUCAAUCUGAACCAGAACACAACCAUCGAGUAUCAGCGCCGUCAGUUCUUUGGCGAGAUUCCGGAUGAGGCAACCGCCGCAGCGAACGCUCGGCCGCGCUACAACUACAACAAUCUGGCCAAUAUGCACGCCAAUGUGAUCGUUCGACCCACGCCGCGAGCUGUGCCGGCCAGCUUUGCCAAGUUCACCUUGCAGACGGUCAGCCUGCCGCGGCCGGAGUAUCCAGUGGCCAUUAGCCUGACCGCUACCACGCCCACCACGCCCAGCAGCAGCGUGCAGAGCCCGGUGCCGGCGCACUCGACCGGCGCCCGAGCCAAGGACGUGGCCAGCUCAGCCAGGCAGCAUCCGCUGACCUCCAUACACGCACAGCCCAGCAGCAGCCGGCAGCUGGACCAGAAGAGCGUCAAGCAGCUGACCAACAACUCGACCCGUCGCGGCUUCUCGGGCAGCCGCGAGAUCAGCGCCGACUCGGGCAUCGCCAGCAUGGACAUGGCCGUCGACUCGGGCAGCAGCUCCGGCGGCAGUGCGUCCAGCUCGAAGCGCAGCCGCAGCCGGCCACGCAACCUGCAGAUGGUGAUGAGUGGCCGGCACACCUUCGAGGUGCGCGACGUGGAUGAUCCGCCCUCGAGUGAGUCCAACUCCUUCGUGGAGACCCUGGCGCUGCCCAAGCUGCCCACGGACAACAGUCAGGCGACGCCGUUGCCGCUGGUCGGUCUCGUGCGCUCCAACACGGUGCUCAGCCGCGAGAGCUACGAGCGCAGGCAGGCCACAACGGAGCAGGGGGCCCAUGCGAGCCAAACGCCGGAGACACCGGCCAAGCCCCAGCCGAAGGCCAGUGGCUCCGAUGACAGCGAGAGCGUGGACGAGGAGAAGCUCUACCUCGACUCGUCCACCUCCGAGAAGAGUGCCAAACAGCAGAGCCACAGCCAAACGUCCUCCAUGUCCUGGCGCUGCCAGGCGGGCGAAUCUCUGGCCGCCAAAGACUGCAGCAGCAUGAGCAUCACCAGCAGCGACACCCAGGCGCCGCUCAAGUCCGAGGACAAGGAGGAGGACAUGUCCCUGGGCCUAGAUGACCUGAGUCUCAUCAACACAGAGAUGCAAUUCAGCACGCUGUCUUCACUGACGGAAACGGCACCCAAGCCCAGCUGCGCAGCUGGCGGGGAUCACUUGCUCAACAUGCACAUUGUGGACAAUCGCGAGGCGAUUGUGGUGCGGCUGCCCAGCGAGCGUCCACGCUCCUUUAACAAUGCGCUCAACGAGUCCAAGUUCGCGGAGCUGGCGCUGGCCAGCAGCAGCUGCUUGCUGCUGGAUGAUGAGACCUCGCCCACGGACAGCCUGGUCAGCAGCACCGAGGAGUCGGAGGAGGCGGGCGGCAAGCUCAAGAAGCACAAGCUCAAUGCCGAGCUGCAGCAGAAGGUCAACGAUGUGGACAUUGACGAUAUAUCGCCGGUGCUGGAGCUGGAGCUGGAUCCGGCCAGUCACAGUCCCGUCUCGCCAGGCACGCCCACGCACGCCUCCCACUCGCUGUCGCUGGGCUCCGAUUGCGGCAACCUGAUCGAUGACGAGAUCGCCGAUCAGCCAGCGCUGCUGUGCAACAGCGAGGCGCCGGAGCACGCCACCGACACGCCGACCCUCAUGGAGACCCACACAACCGGAUCGCUGCGCUCGCUCAAGAGCAUGUCGAAGGCGCGCACAGCUCUGCAGCAGGCCAUUGAGCUGAGUCUGCGCACUCCGGCGGCCGUGCGGCGGGCGGUGCUCAAGAGCGCCGAGUCCCUGGACACGCUGUCGCCCUGCGAGUCCAUUUGCUCGGAUGACUUGAUGAUGGACUUCGAUAUGAACAGCAGCGUCGAUUCCAUAGAUCGCACCGCCUCGGUGCGCAGCCGCAGCAGCCCCGACCUGCACAAGCUGAGCGCCGACCUGGAGGCCGACCAGGCCGAGACCGAGGCAGAGCUGCUCGCCCAGCUGGACUGCCAGGGCAGCGAUGUCAUGAAGGAGCUGAACUCUCUGCUGCGCGCCCGCAUGCAGCGCAGCGCGCCCACUCCCAGGGAGCGCAUCAGCGCCAAGCUGCCUGCACGUGCCACGCGCCUGCUGAACCGCUCCCGGCUGCAGGAUCAGCAGCUAGCCGGCAACGACUCGGACAACAGUUUGCGCUCCACGCACAGCGGCGCCUCCAGUCGCAAACGCAGCACCGCCGCCUCGCGCGCCUCCACCGCCUCGUCCACGUCCAGCUUGCAGCGACGCCAGCAACAGCAGCAGCAGCACCACCACCACCAGUUGGGUGGAAAUUCUGCCUCCGGCUCGAGACGCGCAGCAGGUGGCCUGGCGGGCAACGCGGAGCUGCAUAGCUCAUCGGACGAUCUGAUGUUGUAUGACAAAUCCUUCAGGAAUGCCAUGAUCCAGGAUGUGCUGCAGUUCAAGAAGCAGCUGCUGCGCCUACGUCGCAUACUUCAGGAGGAUGCUGAAUCUGACUGCAAGCGGACGGAGACGCUGAACCCAUUCGAGAAUGACAAUGUGCAACUGUUUGCCGCCUGUGGGCUGGAUAGCAAGCAGCUGAAUGACAUCGACCUGGCCAGCCUCACCUCGUCCACCACGGAGGACCCGCUGCAGGAGCUAUCGGAUCUACGUAGACAGGUGGUUUACCUUCAGGGUCAAGUGGAUGAUCGUGAUCGCACCAUACGCCUGCAGCGAGAUCUCAUCGAGCAGCUGGAGGCGGAGAAGCGACAGGCCACAGAGGGAGAUCAGGCCAACAAGGAACGCAUUAGCAUGGCCACCCAAACGGAGCGGACACGUCCACUUGCCAUUGGUGCGGAGGGUUUGUCCAGAAGUAAGCCUGAAUAUACGAGCUAUACCACGCACUUUCCGACGCUCCACUUGCAUUGCAACGACUCCACGCUGGCAGCCACCACGAUAAUUCGUCACCGGCCGCAGCCACAGCCACAGACACAGCAGCAGCAGGCACAAUCAUGCACCAAUCACAACAACAACAACAAUAGCAACAACAACAACAACAAUUGCCGUUCUCUUAGCCAGACACGACGUCACACGAUUAUUUCGACCACAUUGACCAACUACAAUCAGCAGCUGGCCGCCGCGGCCUAUCCACGUCGCGCCUCCAUCGGCUGGGAUGGAGCUGAGACAGUGGCGCCUGCAGUGGCGCAUAAGCCGGUGCGUAUAACACUGAUUGGUGAGCCCUUGCCGCAACAAAAUGGCGGCUGUCACAAGGCGGCGGCGACGACGACGACGACGACGCCGACGCCGCCAUCACAACAAAAUGGCGUCAAGGCGCAUUUUCUGAAUGGCUGCCAGAGCGGAGCGAACAGCGCGUUGCCGGGCGCCCAUUAUCAGCCGUUGUACAACAGCAACAAGAUGACAAACCCAACCGUAACUAUAGUCUGAUUUAGAUACCCUACACUGCAAGCGGCCCCAAGCAGCAGAUACUCUACCAAGCUAAAGGA